AUGCCUAAGUUCUGCCUCUUCGCCUGCCGAUCCCGCCACGAUGCGAGAUCAUCCGCAGCCUCAACCACCACUUCAUCAUCCUCGCCCACACACACGCACGCCGACGAUGCCGACGACUCCUUCCACCCGCCUGCCCGCGUCCUGACGCCGACGGGCAAGCACUUCGCGCUGGCGCAGCAGAAAGAGCGCCGCCGCCGCGCCUCGCCGCCGCCCUCCAUCAUCGUGCCGUCAGCCGGCCGCAACCCGUCCCUCUUCCCCUCGACGACGGACGUCUCAGAGAAGCCCGCAGACAGCCCUGUGGAUUCUCUCCACCGCCACACCGGCCGGCACUACGCCUACCACCAGCGCAACAACGGCAGCAACACGACCGUCAGCAAUGGCUCCUCCGGCGGCAGCCGCCCGCACACCGUCUACGCGGCCGCCGACAGCCCGGUCUCGAACAUGGCGCCGACGAUCCGCAUCGUUUCGGACGGAGCCACGUCGCCGACGCCCGUUGAUGCGUGUCACUACGAGAACCUGGCCGGUGAUGACGAUGAGGAAGACUACGAUUACCGGACCCAGCGCUCCGCCACGCUGCGCGACUCGCCGUCCCCGGACUUUACCGACUGCUACGACAGCAGGCCCAGCACCGCCUUUUUCGACGCUGAGAGCCAUCUGAGGUUCGGCGGGAACGGAAGGAGCUGCGUGUCGCUGGGGAGGUACCCGACGGCGGGGCAGGUGCCUGUUGCGCCUGUGGAGUAA
Messenger RNA from Lasiodiplodia theobromae, 741 nucleotides. RefSeq lists its product as uncharacterized. Lineage: Eukaryota; Fungi; Ascomycota; Dothideomycetes; Botryosphaeriales; Botryosphaeriaceae. The transcript has a single exon. The coding region runs from base 1 to 741 and encodes 246 amino acids. The record is from RefSeq and is a predicted model, not a curated record.